AUGCCGUUCCCUAGAUCUGUCAGUCCAUCCCAAGAGAUCGUUUCCAGGCCGCGGAUCGUCAAACGAGAUGAUAUCAAGAGAGUUCAGAUCCGGCGAGGCAAGCCGCAGCCAGCAGGAACAGCUGUUCCCUAUUCACCCGAAGACUACUGGAAUGGAUAUCAUCUGAGUUUUAUAUCUCAACGCAACUCUCACGGAAUGAUGGAUGAUUCCAAAUAUCCGACAGAGGUGACGGGACAAAUGUUGAGGAAGAAAGCAGUGCCCAUGGAACGCAACCUGACACCGUCCAGACAAGGCAGCGAUUUGAUCCUCCGCGUGGACUGA
Messenger RNA from Aspergillus tanneri, 321 nucleotides. RefSeq lists its product as uncharacterized. The coding region runs from base 1 to 321 and encodes 106 amino acids. Lineage: Eukaryota; Fungi; Ascomycota; Eurotiomycetes; Eurotiales; Aspergillaceae. The record is from RefSeq and is a predicted model, not a curated record. The transcript has a single exon.